Molecule: messenger RNA, 447 nt
Organism: Sphenostylis stenocarpa
Lineage: Eukaryota; Viridiplantae; Streptophyta; Magnoliopsida; Fabales; Fabaceae
Source: the annotation of a GenBank genome assembly
AUGGAAGAGCAAGAUAGAGUGCUUCAUGUAGCCAAUGUUGGGAACACUGGAUUUAUCAUUAUAAGAGAUGGUUCCAUCUUUAAAAAAUCAACUCCAAUGUUUCAUGAAUUCAACUUUCCAAUACAGAUAGUUAAAGGAGAUGAUCUCUCAGAACUCAUUGAGGGGUACACAAUCGAUCUACACGAUGGUGAUGUGAUAGUUACUGCUACGAAUGGCCUCUUCGACAAUCUUUAUGAGCAAGAAAUAGCAUCUAUUAUAUCAAAAACACUACAAGCUAGCUUAAAACCUCAGGAAAUAGCGGAAUUCCUGGCCAUGAGGGCACUAGAAGUUGGAAGAUCAACAUCCAUAAGAAGUCCUUUUUCUGAUGAAGCCCAGGCUCUGGGUUAUGUGGGAUAUGUCGGUGGCAAGCUUGAUGAUACUCAGUCACAAGUCACAGACACACAGUGA